GAAAUAAAAUGUGAUCGGUUUAGGAGUUUUGCAGUUCCAGUGAGGAGGGUGGAUCAUUGGGUUGAUGGAAUCUUCUCUAUUGACAGACGUUGGGGCUGAUUUCUCUAAAAAAUGUGAUGGACUCACAAAAUCAAAAUCCAUUCUUCCUUGACAUUUUACAAGACAAUGAACAAGGUUUUGAGUCUUUUGACAGUAGUAAUUUGAUGUCCACUCCGCAUUCAGACGCCAAUGUCCAUCAAUCUCCACCCCAAGUUGAAAUGGGACAAUCUAUACCCCCUAUUGCAAAAAAAUCAACUACUAAGAGAGGUCAACGAGGAAUCAACUUCACCAUAGAUGAAGACAUUAAGCUAGUAUCGGCGUGGCUCAAUGUUAGCUUAGAUGCCGUGACAUCGACGGACCAAAAACACACAACAUUUUGGGAGAGAAUUUGGUUUACCUUUCACAAUGACAAGAAAUUUAACCGCACUAAGGAUUCUUUAAAUAGUUGGUGGUCAACAAUUCAAAGGGAGACCAACAAGUUCUGUGGAUGCUUGGCCCAAAUUGAGAACCAGAAUGAAAGCGGUAAAACUGAGCAUGACAAGAUUGAAGAUGCAAAAACUAUGUAUCAAAUUAAUUGCAAAAAUGCAUUUCAAUUGGAGCAUUGUUGGAGAAUUUUGAAGAAUGAAGCUAAGUGGUUGAUUCUAAGAGAUAGUUUGAAGGCCCGCACAAGACAACCAGCCACACAACCAGCCACACAACCAGCCAUACAAUCCUUUGCAAGCUCAAUAAAUGUAGAUGAAGAUAAUGAAGAGAUGAACUCCGGCGAAACCUUGGAGAGACCUAUAGGCAAGAAGGCCGAAAAGGAGAAAUUAAAGAAAAGAAAGAAUUGUGAUGACGUGAUCCCAACACUUUCCUCCCAAUUGGACGAAAUCAAGGAAGAAAAGAGAAGAAUGCAUGAGGAGAAAAAAGAAAGUAUGCGCAUUGCAUUAGAAGAACGAAGAGAGGCAAUGCGCAUUGCAUCCGAAGAACGAAGAGAGUUGAUUCGUAUCAAGGAAGAGAAGAAUGAAGUAGAAAAGAGGAAAAUGGAAGAUGAAUGAUGAAAGAUACAAGAACUAUGGAUCCUGAGCAAAAAGAAUACAUUCGUCUACGUUGUUUGGAAAUCUUGGAGAGGUUAAGGUCUAAAUAUGCAUCAUAAUGGAAUAUUAUUAUUGACAAUAUCUAAUUAAGUAAUUUUUUGUAUAGUGCAAAGAUACUAGCACAUAGUUGACAUAGAUGAUUUGAUGUUAGACAUCUCUUUUGUAGUAUUUACUUAUGCAAGGAACAUGAUUAUUCAAUCUCUAAUCAUGUUAGAUAUAUUUUUGUAGUCUUUACUUGUGCAAGGAAAUAGAUGCAAUGUUGUAAAUUUUGUAUUGUGCACGAACAAUAACACUUGAUUAUUCAAUUUAA
Quercus robur (English oak) is the source of this 1425-nucleotide messenger RNA. RefSeq names its product glutathione S-transferase T3-like. The transcript is spliced from 3 exons. Bases 117 to 1076 code for a protein of 319 amino acids. NCBI's taxonomy places the organism in Eukaryota, Viridiplantae, Streptophyta, Magnoliopsida, Fagales, Fagaceae. The record is from RefSeq and is a predicted model, not a curated record.